Messenger RNA from Carica papaya (papaya), 2203 nucleotides. RefSeq names its product CLP protease regulatory subunit X (gene CLPX). Lineage: Eukaryota; Viridiplantae; Streptophyta; Magnoliopsida; Brassicales; Caricaceae. Gene Ontology annotation, biological process: protein folding. Gene Ontology annotation, cellular component: mitochondrial matrix. The record is from RefSeq and is a predicted model, not a curated record. Gene Ontology annotation, molecular function: ATP binding; ATP hydrolysis activity; ATP-dependent protein folding chaperone.
AUAUUUUAACAUCACCAAACUCAUCCUCCACAACCUGUGAGGUUGCCAUUUGCUUUGUCCCAGACGACAUCGUUUUCAGUCAGCUAUUAUCUGCUACCUCCGGCGGCCUUUUCUUGAAUUUCCCAAUUUAACCCUCCAAAGCUCGUUGACCUCCAUUUCCGAAAUUCCUUAUCUCUGCAUGAUAAUCACGGCAUCUGGAGGAAACCCACGUAAAGUAAAUCCUGUUUUUCCUCAAAACCAUAUUGGGAAGUUCUUCUCACCAUGGCUGCCGCACUUAGAUCGAAAACAACUAAGGAGACAGCUUCCUUUACGGUCACUCAUUUCAGGUAUUGUAUGUUAAAUUACAUGCACGCUGGUCGGACGACGAGCUCUCACUGUGCUGCGCAGACUAACAAACGGGACGAUCAUUUCGUCAAUUCGUCCUACCAUUUCACGUCAUUUAAGCCAGUGUCGCUUCGCGGAGACCUUGUCGAAAAGGGUACUCAACUUCUCGAUAACGGGAAGCAUACCUGGAAUUCGAGCAAGGGUUUUAAUAAGGAGUGGAGUGAGAAAUUGGGAAGUGGGUGUGCCCUAGUGAGCUCAUAUGGGGACCCACCGGAGGUAUGGCAGCCUCCGGAGGACGGGAUUGCGGUUCGGGUUACCGGGUCGAAUUUGGGCCGUGGGGGAGGUGGCGGCGGGGGAGGAGGAGCAACCUCCGGGUCGGGUGGUGGGUUUGGGUCGAAUUCGAAGGAUGGGUGUUGGGGUGGAUCCAAUUUAGGGCAUAAUUUUCCGACUCCAAAGGAGAUUUGUAAGGGGCUGGACAAGUUUGUCAUUGGACAGGAGAGAGCAAAAAAGGUGCUUUCUGUUGCAGUUUACAAUCAUUAUAAGAGGAUCUAUCAUGAGUCCCAGAAACGGCCGGCAGGCAGUUCUGAUGGAAACACAGCGGAAGGAAUAGAUGAUGAUAUGGUGGAACUGGAGAAAAGUAACAUUCUCUUGAUGGGGCCAACAGGCUCAGGGAAGACACUACUUGCUAAAACCUUGGCACGGUUUGUAAAUGUUCCUUUUGUCAUAGCCGAUGCAACCACAUUGACUCAGGCAGGGUACGUGGGAGAAGAUGUGGAAUCCAUAUUAUACAAGCUACUCAUGGUUGCUGACUACAAUGUUGCAGCUGCACAGCAGGGCAUUGUUUACAUCGAUGAAGUUGACAAGAUUACUAAAAAGGCUGAGAGCCUUAACAUCAGUAGAGAUGUCUCGGGAGAGGGUGUUCAACAGGCAUUAUUAAAAAUGCUAGAAGGAACAAUUGUCAAUGUUCCCGAGAAAGGAGCUAGGAAGCAUCCCAGAGGUGAAAAUAUUCAGAUUGACACGAAAGACAUACUCUUCAUAUGUGGGGGUGCUUUUAUUGACAUAGAGAAGACAAUCUCAGAAAGGCGUCAAGACUCUUCGAUCGGAUUUGGUGCCCCAGUACGUGCAAACAUGAGAGCGGGUGGUGUUACAGAUGCUGCUGUUGCUUCAUCCUUAAUGGAGACUGUUGAGAGUAGUGACCUUGUUUCAUAUGGUUUGAUUCCCGAGUUUGUUGGAAGAUUUCCUGUUCUUGUCAGUUUGUCAGCUUUAACUGAAGACCAACUAGUUCAGGUGCUGACCGAGCCCAAAAAUGCCUUGGGUAAGCAAUAUAAGAAGAUGUUCCAGAUGAAUGGCGUCAAGCUGCAUUUCACAGAAAAGGCGCUAAGAUUAAUUGCUAGAAGAGCCAUAUCGAAAAAUACAGGGGCCCGGGGCUUACGGUCCAUAUUGGAGAAUAUCUUGAUGGAUGCUAUGUAUGAGAUUCCUGAUGAUAGAACAGGAGAUGGCAUAAUUGAUGCUGUUGUUGUCAAUGAAGAAGCUCUUGAAUUCAAUGGACGUCUCCAGGGAGCCAAGAUUCUGUAUGGGAAAGGUGCAUUGGACCGAUACCUUUCACAGCACGAACCAAAGGCCGCAGAGACGGCUGUGGAGAUCUCCGAGGGGGAGCCGGAGGUGGAGCCCGAGCUCCCAUCAGUCGUAGCCAGCAUGUGAUCUUAUGGUGAAUUUGAUUUGUAACUUUAGUAGUCUGAUGUACAUAGUAAAUUUAUUUAUAAUUUGAUAAAAUAAAAAAUAUCAGCUGUAUGAUCGAUUCAACUCUGCGCAGCAGCAAUCAACCAACCGAACCAUCGCCAUUGAUUUUAAGUAUAUAAGCAGGCGAGCUUUUGAAUUC